Molecule: messenger RNA, 952 nt
Organism: Cariama cristata (Red-legged seriema)
Lineage: Eukaryota; Metazoa; Chordata; Aves; Cariamiformes; Cariamidae
Product: zinc transporter ZIP12-like
Exons: 3
Coding region: 30-479 (149 amino acids)
Biological process (GO): intracellular zinc ion homeostasis; zinc ion import across plasma membrane
Cellular component (GO): membrane
Molecular function (GO): zinc ion transmembrane transporter activity
Source: RefSeq, a predicted model, not a curated record
UGGGUGAGAAAAUUAGCUUGUUAGCAAUAAUGGUUCUGGUGGGUGACAGUCUUCACAAUUUUGCUGAUGGCUUGGUAAUAGGAGCAGCAUUCUCGUCCUCAACAGAAACAGGUGUGACAACGACUAUUGCUAUUUUAUGCCAUGAAAUUCCACAUGAAAUGGGAGAUUUUGCUGUGCUGCUAAGUACAGGGCUCCCCACAAGGAUUGCAAUUUUGAUGAAUUUUAUAAGUGCGCUAACAGCAUUCUUAGGACUUUAUAUUGGCCUUUCUGUAUCAACUGACCCAUGCAUUCAAAACUGGAUUUUUACUGUUACAGCUGGAAUGUUCUUGUAUUUAUCUUUAGCAGAAAUGCUUCCUGAAAUGACUCAUAUUCAGACACGGCGACCCUGGUUGAUGUUUCUCCUACAGAACCUUGGAUUACUAUUAGGCUGGCUUUGCCUCUUGCUUUUGGCUAUAUAUGAACAGAAAAUUAAAAUAUAAGUUUUCUGUUGGAAAUCUUGAAGUACCACUUAUGACAGUGGAUAGCAUUAUUCACAAUUUUGUCAUGUCUGCUAUAGUGAUAUAUAAAUUAAGUUGCUGGGAUUUUAUAUCUGAACAGUAGAUAACUAUUUCACUUUAUUAACUUAUUGUUCAGAUUUUGUAAUUUUUUUUGUAAACAUGAAUGUUUAGAAUUAUGUUUUAUUUGUUACUGAGUUUACUAGAUCCCAUGCUCAAACUCACAGGAGCUUUUGAUUAAUUUUUAUUGAGACAGUUCUAGUUGAAUGCUCUAAGUGAUCUCUGCCAGUCUGAUUGAAGAAAAGAAUAAAACACUUUUAUAGGCAAUAAUUAAAGUGGACUAACCAUAGUUGAAUAAUUUGAAGCAGAAAUGGUUUUUGCCUCUUAGCACAAAGAAUAAAUGUAUUUCUAUAAAUCUAAAAAGUAUAGCAAAACUAAACUGUUAAAUGGCAUACAGC